Emiliania huxleyi CCMP1516 is the source of this 864-nucleotide messenger RNA. RefSeq lists its product as hypothetical. The record is from RefSeq and is a predicted model, not a curated record. Bases 1 to 864 code for a protein of 287 amino acids. The transcript has 2 exons. Lineage: Eukaryota; Haptophyta; Isochrysidales; Noelaerhabdaceae.
AUGAGGCUCGCGAGGGUCCCGGGAGACCUCUGGCCGCUCGCCGGCGGACAGCGCGGCGGCUGCCGGGUGGAGCACGGCGCGUAUGGUUCGGUGGACGCAAUUUUGGGCGUGAGCGAGGCCGAGUGCCAAGCCCUGUGCCGCGAUAGUCGAGAUUGCCUCGCAACCGACUACCACUUCACUGGCGGGCCCGAAAACAUCUGCGAUCUCCACAAGGAGCCGGUGCUGCACGUCCUCCCCAUGGGCGAGCACGCGUGCCGUAUCAAGCCCAGAGCCCUGGUCAAAGUCUUCCUCGGGGAGGCAAAGGCCUUAAACUCGGAGCUCGACGAGGCAGUGCGGACGGGGUACGAGACCGUGGCGCCCGUCGUCAAGGAGCUGGAGAAGGAGCUGGGCGCGCUAAUCGCUAAUCCCCAGAGGGUCGCCGAACACGGGAGCGCGGUGCGCGAGUGGAGCCUGCGCCCCCUCGGCGACUCGCUAAAGCUCAACUUGGACGACCGGAACCGGACAUCCACUCCGAGUGCUCUCCCCCCUCUCCUUCGCGAUCUCGCUAAAACUAAACUUGGCCGAGCCAUCCUCGCCAGUUCCCCGCUGAAGUUGGCGCUGGGAGUAGCCGGGUGGCUCUUCCUGGCGCUCUGCUUCUACCGCUGCUGCUGCCGGCGGCGCGAGCCGCCUCACAAGCGGCUCGUGGAGCCCGACGAGGAGGAGGCGCGGGCCGGCAUGCCAAGUCCGCGGCCGAAGCGCCGCUCCAAUGCCCUUCACCGGCCGUGCUUGAACGAAGCGGAGCAGGAGCUGGGGGAGCUGAAGCUUAGGAUGAAGGAGGUGGCGUCCAGGUGGCGUCGGUCGGAUGUUGUUUUGUUCGGUCGGUGA